Anopheles maculipalpis is the source of this 386-nucleotide messenger RNA. RefSeq lists its product as uncharacterized. Gene Ontology annotation, biological process: vesicle fusion with Golgi apparatus; retrograde transport, endosome to Golgi; Golgi to vacuole transport. Bases 51 to 386 code for a protein of 111 amino acids. Gene Ontology annotation, cellular component: Golgi apparatus; late endosome membrane; SNARE complex. The record is from RefSeq and is a predicted model, not a curated record. Gene Ontology annotation, molecular function: SNAP receptor activity; SNARE binding. The transcript is spliced from 2 exons. NCBI's taxonomy places the organism in Eukaryota, Metazoa, Arthropoda, Insecta, Diptera, Culicidae.
GCAUUUCUACUGCAACUUAUUAGAAAAUUAGCUCAAUUAAUCCGAAAAGAAUGGCCGAUUUCGAUUGGAACGAUCACCACCGGCAGCAGGUCCUGCAGGGCAGACAAAUAUUGGAGCGAACGUCCGCUAGUCUGGCCCGUUCGAAUCAGAUUGCCAUCGAGACAGAACAUACGGGACACGAAGUAAUAAACGAGCUUGAAGUGCAGCGAGAAUCUCUUCUACGCAGUCAGCGCCGGCUGGAGAACGCCAACGACGAUCUUAGCCGAUCGGGUGCCAUCAUCCGGGCAAUGAAGCGGAACGUGUUGUACAAUAAGCUUAUUUUAAUUAUGAUCAUCGUAAUGGAGGUCGUUAUUCUCGCGGGUAUGAUCGCUUUAAAGUUCAUGUAG